Messenger RNA from Ctenocephalides felis (cat flea), 1443 nucleotides. It is a transcript of the gene nAChRbeta1, whose product is annotated as acetylcholine receptor subunit beta-like 1. Lineage: Eukaryota; Metazoa; Arthropoda; Insecta; Siphonaptera; Pulicidae. The transcript is spliced from 9 exons. Gene Ontology annotation, cellular component: postsynaptic membrane; neuron projection; synapse. Gene Ontology annotation, molecular function: acetylcholine-gated monoatomic cation-selective channel activity; transmembrane signaling receptor activity. Gene Ontology annotation, biological process: chemical synaptic transmission; regulation of membrane potential; signal transduction. Bases 16 to 1443 code for a protein of 475 amino acids. The record is from RefSeq and is a predicted model, not a curated record.
CGGCCUGUGCAGAAUAUGACGCAAAAAGUAGAUGUCAGAUUUGGUUUAGCCUUUGUACAACUUAUUAACGUGAACGAAAAGAAUCAAAUCAUGAAAUCGAACGUGUGGCUGCGAUUAGUGUGGAGCGAUUAUCAAUUGCAGUGGGACGAAGCAGAUUACGGCGGCAUCGGCGUACUGAGGUUGCCGCCCGACAAAGUUUGGAAGCCGGACAUAGUUUUGUUCAAUAACGCUGAUGGUAAUUAUGAGGUGCGGUAUAAAUCAAACGUUUUAAUAUACCCUAACGGCGAAGUGUUAUGGGUACCUCCUGCCAUUUAUCAGAGUUCUUGUACCAUAGAUGUAACGUAUUUUCCAUUUGAUCAGCAAACGUGCAUUAUGAAAUUCGGUUCCUGGACUUUUAACGGUGAUCAGGUAUCGCUGGCUCUGUACAAUAAUAAGAACUUCGUCGACUUGUCUGAUUACUGGAAAUCAGGCACGUGGGACAUAAUAGAAGUUCCCGCUUAUCUAAACAUAUAUGAGGGUAAUCAUCCUACGGAAACGGAUAUUACGUUCUACAUAAUCAUAAGAAGGAAGACAUUGUUCUACACUGUGAAUUUAAUCCUGCCAACCGUACUGAUUUCGUUUCUUUGCGUACUUGUAUUCUAUCUGCCGGCCGAAGCUGGCGAAAAGGUGACAUUGGGUAUAAGUAUUUUGCUGUCACUGGUUGUGUUCCUGUUGCUGGUAUCGAAAAUUUUACCUCCUACAUCACUUGUGCUGCCACUGAUCGCCAAAUAUUUGUUGUUCACUUUCAUCAUGAACACAGUCAGUAUUUUGGUGACUGUUAUUAUAAUAAACUGGAACUUCAGAGGACCCAGAACACACAGAAUGCCUUUAUGGAUACGCAGUGUAUUCUUACAUUAUCUACCCGCCAUGCUUCUCAUGAAGAGGCCUCGCAAAACACGCUUAAGAUGGAUGAUGGAAAUGCCAGGCAUGGGUGUGCCACCUCAUCCUUCCUAUGGAUCGCCUUCAGAAAUUCCAAAACACAUUAGUGCUAUCGGCACUAAAUCUAGUAAGAUGGAAGUUAUGGAGCUGUCAGAUCUUCACCAUCCCAAUUGCAAAAUAAAUCGCAAGAUGGCUGCUGGUGAUUUAGGAGGAGGUGGACCAGGGUGUGGAGUUCCAGAUCCCUGUCGUCGGGAAAGCGAAAGUUCCGACUCAAUUUUACUUUCGCCAGAAGCGAGCAAAGCCACAGAAGCCGUCGAGUUCAUUGCAGAACAUCUACGGAAUGAGGAUCUUUACAUACAGACUCGUGAAGAUUGGAAGUACGUGGCGAUGGUUAUAGAUAGACUGCAAUUGUAUAUAUUCUUCAUUGUUACCACUGCCGGAACCGUAGGCAUCCUAAUGGAUGCGCCGCACAUAUUCGAAUACGUCGACCAAGAUCGCAUCAUAGAAAUCUAUAGGGGAAAAUGA